ACAGUCCGCACCCCUGCGGCUGAAGUGGUACGUUCUGCUUCACAUUGACGUCAUUCAAUAACCCGGAAGUAGGAGGAAGCAAGUGGUGGUGUGUGGAAGCUUCGCCGGAGACGGGAGCCCUCAAACCUCUUACCGGGAAGAUUUAACACCGAAUAGCGAUGUCUCCCGACGAGCUGGUGUACCUGGGAAUUCUCGCCGCCUCCAUCCCUGCUGGAUUCCUCUUCCGUUACCUCAGUCCACCGGUGAAGCAAGGGGCCGCUCUUCUCCUGGGUCUCUCUGUCACAAUCGCCACCUGCCACAUCCACACACUCCACUCUCUGGUGACGGUGAUUGGAACAUGGAUUAUUAUAAAGAGCAGCUGGCAACACGCCCCAGCAGUGAGUCUCAGCUGGACUUUUCUCUACCUGCUCUUCUUCCGGCUGGUCACCUGGUUCGGUCUGCCACAGCCGACACCCUUCGCCAAUGCCGUCCAGCUACUUCUCACUCUCAAGAUGGUGAGUUUAGCCAACGACGUGAACAUUUUCCACAUGGAGAAGAAACAGGACGUGAGCUCUUUUUCCAAGUCUCAUGUCAUCAGUGGUCUGUCCGAGGAGCCGUCGCUCUACGAUAUUCUGUCCUAUAGCUACUGUUAUGUUGGUAUAAUGACAGGUCCCUUCUUUCGCUUCCAAACAUACAUGGACUGGCUGACGCAGCCGAGCCCGCUGGCCCUGCCCAGCUGGACGCCGUGCCUGCAGCGCUUGAAGCUGGUGCCGGUCUACGGCGCUCUGUUCCUGGCUGUGAACUCCGUCUUUCCUCUGGCUUAUGUUCGCACAGACGAGUUCCUGGAUCACAACUUUUUCUUUAGGUUGUUCUACAUGAUAGUGGUGUUCUUUGUGUUCCGGAUGCGUUUCUAUGCAGCGUGGUGUGGAGCGGAGGCUGGUUGUAUCAGCGCAGGUCUGGGCUGUUAUCCAGAAAAGGCGCUGUCCAAACCCGGAGGAGGACCCACUGUCAAGUACAGUGCUGAUCCCUCAGCUGAGGAGAGUUAUGACUUCAAAACCAUCCAGAACAUCGACUGCUACAACACAGACUUCUGUGUGAAGGUUCGACAUGGCAUGCGUUACUGGAACAUGACGGUGCAGUGGUGGCUGCAUCACUACAUCUACCCCAACGCACCCUUCAAAUCCUACACUCUCAGGGCUGGUUGGACCAUGUUCAUCAGCGCCUACUGGCAUGGAAUCCACGCUGGCUACUACCUCUCCUUCCUCACCAUCCCGCUGUGCAUCGCGGGCGAGUCGGCCAUGGAGGCCUCUGUCCGAGCCAGAAUGGGUCCCCGGGGGCAGAACGUCUUCGACUGGGUUCACUGGUUCUUGAAGAUGAGGGCCUAUGACUACAUGUGCAUGGGCUUUGUGCUGCUGAAGGCCUCUGACACCAUCAACUACUGGACGUCCAUCUACUUCAUCAUGCACAUCAUCGCCGUUUGCUGUAUAAUCGUGGGCAGGGUACUGAAGGGAGGGAGAAGGGAAGGGAGGAGAGGGGACAAAGAGGAGAAAAGAGAGGGAGAGAAGUUAGAAAAGGGGAAUGACAAAACAGACUGAAUGGAGACAGACAGGAACUGGUAGGAUACUUUUCAGACACAAGGUGUUUCUUCAACACCAACACUCAUCCUUCUAGCAUCUAACAAAGUUCAACUCAAUUGUAUUACGAAUACAGUGAGUCAGACAAAAGUGUCAUGUAAAUAUCAGUAAAACGUCGCCACUGGAGACAUUUCUUAUAAAAUUACUGAGAACACGGGGAGGGGAAUGUUUGAGCACAAUGAAUGUUAAUUUUUGUAUGGUUCGGGGCAACUUGGGGAUCUGAAUGUGAUUUUGUUUCAAUAUGCAUUACUGGUCUUUGGCAUGUCAAGAUAGUUGCUAUUUUAAAGGCAGGUUGCAACAAUAACUUGUGUGACCCUGAAUUUCUAUAGUUUCCAUAACCAACAACACAGUCCAGCAGCCCUCAGUGUUUUGUAACAGUAUGUUUGUUCUGGAGCAAAGAAUGAAUGGAUUGCAACGAAAAACACACAAUCAUGGUGUCGUCGUCAUCGGGGCUCAGCUGUCUCAGCCUGUGUGAUGAUCCCACUGAGUUUCUAUUAUAAAUCGUAUGAAACAAUACUGAAUAAUUUUUCUGCCCUUUGGCAUUUCAAAGCAGAACCAUGACUAUGAUGUUUUUGACAACAACAAACCGUCUCAACUAAAUAAUGUUUUUAUUUAAAUGUAGAAAAAUUGCCAUGUAAAACAUUCUGCGUGGCCUUUUCUAUCGGAGGUGAGCAGAAACACGAGCAUAUUGGUGCACAGUAAGAUUAAACAGGAGCAGAGCGAGGUCCAGAUUAAAUCUAUUUUACUGCCUAAUUCCAUUAAGACCUUUGUGUGUUUCAACAGCCUGAAGCAUUUUCAAGAUUAGAAUGAGUGUCUGAUCAUCGACUGUGUGUUUCAAUUUAUUCAAUUUAUUCUCUGGAUUUUGUUUUUCUCCUGUCCUUUUUUUUCUGCCUGUAACAAUGAACAACGGGACUCGUAUCAGGAACAUGUGCGAUUACAUCUCUGUAGCAGCGUUGUGUCCAGUGAAGAGUUUGCCGUGUGAAGAACAGUCUGUUCACUGCCAAAAUGUCUGUACUGCAAUCGUGGACCAUUCAGGGUUGGGACCAAACGUUUGAUACAAGUUUAACAUCGGCGUCAGUCGUGGGUGACAGCUCAGUUAGGGAGGGGAGAUACGGAUAUAACCAUUAUUCAUCACAGUUCUUUUCCAGUGUUGAUAAAUGCCACAAUAUUUAAAAAAUAACAUUUACUAUUCACUUAUUAGAUUAUUCCCAUGGAUGCUUUCAAAGUUAUAUAUUACAAAUUCACAAACUGAAACAUUUGUUCAGACGUAGAUAUUUCAAGGUUUUUUUUAUGAUAUAAUAGCUUCACGAUAUGAUUCUGCCAAAAGCUGAUAAAUUAUUAUACUGAAUUGUACAGUGUUCACUUAGAAAGCAUGUCAAGGGAAACUUCAAACGUGUUUUAUAUGAGCAUGACUGUUGGCAGAAUCAGGUUUUUUCUUCCAAUGUGUUUUUGUUGUAUAGAUUUGACUUAGAAUGGGGAUAAUUUACAGUUAAAGAUUACAUGGAUUUAAUGUCAUGCAACUUCCUUUUGUCCUUCUCUGUGCCAAACCUCAACCCUUGCUGACAUUUUUUAUCAUCACGUCACAGGGAUGAUUCAUAUAUUUUUUGCCUUUUGUCUGUUUCAUUUACUAGUCUUUGCCUUCAUAUGCUGCACACACUGUAACGCUCCCUGCUCUGCUCCAGUGUUACAUGUGGCGUGACUGUUCACCGAUGUUACUCAUUGUCUCUCCUCUUAUUUAAAGUCAUCUUGGUUACCUGUGAAACAUUUGUUCGUUGUGGAGUUCUUAAUUACCUUGUGUAAUGCUUUGAGACAAAACUUGUCGAAAAAGCGAAAAAAAAUUGUUUUAGUGAACACACGCACCUCCUUAGUUACCUCACAACAGCGUUUCAGCGCUUUCCCUCAGCUGAGAGCCAGUGUGUGUAGUUAACUACGUCCAUGGUAAGACUUUAUAAACUCAUCGUAUUAGUUUGUUUUCCAUCUUUGCCUGCAAUAAAUUCACUUAAGUAAUUCA
Messenger RNA from Scophthalmus maximus (turbot), 3624 nucleotides. RefSeq names its product membrane bound O-acyltransferase domain containing 7 (gene mboat7). Gene Ontology annotation, biological process: phosphatidylinositol biosynthetic process; lipid modification. Bases 159 to 1574 code for a protein of 471 amino acids. Gene Ontology annotation, molecular function: lysophospholipid acyltransferase activity. The transcript is spliced from 9 exons. NCBI's taxonomy places the organism in Eukaryota, Metazoa, Chordata, Actinopteri, Pleuronectiformes, Scophthalmidae. The record is from RefSeq and is a predicted model, not a curated record. Gene Ontology annotation, cellular component: membrane; mitochondria-associated endoplasmic reticulum membrane contact site.